Camponotus floridanus (Florida carpenter ant) is the source of this 1949-nucleotide messenger RNA. RefSeq names its product protein HEG (gene slow). Gene Ontology annotation, molecular function: calcium ion binding. NCBI's taxonomy places the organism in Eukaryota, Metazoa, Arthropoda, Insecta, Hymenoptera, Formicidae. The coding region runs from base 472 to 1695 and encodes 407 amino acids. The transcript has 9 exons. The record is from RefSeq and is a predicted model, not a curated record.
GAGAGAAACGCUGCCCUCCCCGCACUGGUUAGACCGCGGAAGGAUAUGUAAGUGGUUACCGAAGGACUCGGUGGGAUAUCAGGGGAACAGACGGCUGCUACGGUAUGAGAAUGGAAAGGAGAAAGGGAGAAAAGAGAGUCAGACCGGGCGGACUGGGCCACAAACGAAUACUGAUGAGUAAACGCGGCAAUGGGGAGAAGAGGGAAGCCCGAACACAAGGGAAGGAACGAGACGGAGAAAGAAGGAGACCCAUGGUGGGGUUGGUACCAGCAGCUGAAGCACGUGGGCCCCGCUCCGUGUUCGUCUCUCGUUCGGUAGUGCUCUCAGUAGUGUUCUCAGCUGCUCGUAGAGGAUCUCGCACCGGAUGUCCCUCGCGGUCGUCGAGGAUGUGACGGCUCGUGGUACAUUGUCGUUGUCAGGACGUCGCGCGAUCGUCAUAAAUACGAUAAGUCUCUCGAGGAGCCGGACGCGAUGGCCCUGAAGAUACUGCUGGCGUGCUUGCUUAUCGCGAUGGCGAGCUCCGCUCCAUCGUCUCCGAAGGAUCAUCAUCGGCUGCCCUCGCACAGAGUCGUCUGGCCAGCCUGGUAUCGCGACAGACUUCUUCAUGCCAGGCACGACGAACACAGAGCCCGAGAAACGACCACCACCAGGGCUCCAUGGACCCCGUUGCAGGUGUCAGCGACGAGAUCACCGCAGCAGAUAAACUCGGUAUCGAGGCAUCAUCAUACGGAGCAUAAGUUUGGUGUUGUGACGAUAGCGGAGCACGAUGGUACCAGGGCGACAGCGUAUGCGGGUUAUCACGGCGAUCAUCGGCAUCAGCCGAGGGAGGCCGUCACGCAGAGCUAUCAGCUGGCUCCGACAGCAGCUCCCACAUACACGAGGUAUCAUGCGGGGAGACGAGUGUGUACGAGGCAAGCUCCUAUAACUUCUCAUCAUCGAGGAAAACAAAUUAGAUUAGUGUAUACUGAGAUGACUUCCAGUUUUUUUUGCUGCCCGGGAUGGUCGCAAGUUACUCAUUUGAGUUUUGGUUGUAACAAACCCACGUGUCCAGCCUUGUGUCUGAAUGGCGGAAUUUGCACAUCUGGUAAAUGCACGUGUCCUAAGGGUUAUACUGGCAAUCAAUGCCAGACAGACGUGGACGAGUGCGCGAUAGAAAAACCGUGCGGACAACUUUGUAUAAACACACCCGGUAGCUAUCGAUGUUAUUGUAGAGCCGGGUUUAAACUUCAGCAAGAUGGUCAAUCCUGUCGGAGGAAUGAUACCGAUGAGAAUGCCUUUGAAGCCCGCGACUUGGAGAACGAUUUUCACGACAUGUCAACAACAAAAGAUCCGAUCUCUUCUCAUGAUACAGAAAACGAGGUGAACAACGAUGACCAAGACUAUGAAAUCAUCUUGAAGAGAUUAACAAAACUGGAGAAGCAAGUGGCCAAAAACAGAAAGAAAGAUACGGAAGCUUCUGAAAUGAACACCAAAGUCACAUUAGCGAUCGAGAACAUCAACGAGAUGAAAAGAACUGUCGAGAACGUGCAACUGAUGCAACAGGAAGUAUAUGAUAUGAGAAGUAAGAUGAAGCAAUACGAGGUAGAAAUGAGAAAGAUACAUCAUCUGAUGAAUCGCAUCGCAGAAUUGGAAACUCAUCUGAGAAUACGCUGCAGAUCAGCAAUACCAAUAAAUAGCGGAUUAUUAAACUUUUAGCAUUUACAAUGUCACUCUAUUAUCAUUAUUAUUUAAUCUAAUAAUAGUAGUAUUUUUUUACCAUGAAAUUCUUGCACUAUCGAAAUGUUAUGCAAAGACGAUUGAUUAUAUUGUAAGAUAAAAGAUAUAAAAGAAAAACCUAUGCAACAGAACGUUAUUUAUUCUCAAUUAAAUGAUAAUAGUUGCCUUUAUCUCAAAAUGCUAAUUUUAGUCAGAAAUUUUACACGGAAUCUUCCUGCCGUGAAAUAAUAUCA